Hypanus sabinus (Atlantic stingray) is the source of this 3948-nucleotide messenger RNA. RefSeq lists its product as uncharacterized. The record is from RefSeq and is a predicted model, not a curated record. The coding region runs from base 158 to 1060 and encodes 300 amino acids. Gene Ontology annotation, molecular function: S-adenosylmethionine-dependent methyltransferase activity. The transcript is spliced from 5 exons. NCBI's taxonomy places the organism in Eukaryota, Metazoa, Chordata, Chondrichthyes, Myliobatiformes, Dasyatidae.
GUCCAAUUAACCAGGGUGGGGGUGGGGGGACCUUCAGCUAGCUUUACUGUUGAGUGCCAGCUCGUCUCUGUGCACAGCAACUGCAGACUACUACUACUACAAAAAAGGCAUUUGCUAGAGCUCCUCUCUGCUGCCUGCAGUAUAAGCCUGCUGUACGAUGCCUGCCAUGUUUAUGCUGAGGGACGAGAAGCCUUAUUUGGUCAGAUCUGUAGUCCUCCUUGCAGGCGGAUAUGCCCUUUACCGCUUGUGGAGACAUCACAGGACACCAGAAGGAAGAGGACCACUGAGGAAUGGUGUAUAUGAGACACAGCAAGCCCUAAAUGGGUACCUCCUCUUCCACUACGGUUCGCCCCAGGUGCAGUCGCUGUACAUCACAAACACAGCCACAGAGCAGAACUUCCCAUGGAGGUGUGCUAAGGAAUGCAUCAAACACAUCUCCCAACAGACUGGUGUUCCCAGCAGAGCCCUGGACAUUGGUUGUGCUGUGGGGAGAGCCUCGUUUGAAUUGGCCCGGGUAUUUCAAGAAGUAGUGGGCAUUGACUUCAGCCACUCAUUUGUUAACGCCUGCAACCAACUGAAAGAACAAGGCCAAUUCCCUUACACUGCCAUUACUGAAGGAGACUUGUGUGUUCAACACACUGCUGUGGUGCCACAGGGUAUUGAGCGAAGUCGGUGUCUUUUCAGGCAAGGGGAUGCUUGUAAUCUUCCUGAGGAUCUAGGAACCUUUGAUUGUGUCCUAGCAGCGAACGUGAUCUGUCGCCUAACAGACCCUUUUGCAUUCUUGCACAGACUCCCAGGGCUGGUGGCCCCUGGUGGAAUUCUUGUCAUUACAUCACCCUACACCUGGCUGGAAGAGUUUACGCCAAAGUCUCUCUGGCUGGGGGGAUACAAGGAUAACACCGGUAAGGAGGUGAGAGGAUUUGACACGCUGAAGGAGGUCUUCUCCUCACAUUUUGAGCUGCUGGCUGAGAAGAAUGAGUCCAUCCUGCUCCGGCAGACAGCACGAAAGCACGAGUGGUCAGUGGCUCACAUGACGAUAUGGAGAAGGGGAACCUGCUAGGAGUUAGCAAUCAUCUUCGCUGAUGAGUGUGAAAUAUGUUUUAUUGAAGAGUAACUGGCAUAAUCUAGAGAAGAAAUGUUGGCUAAGAAAGUUAGUGAUUUAGAACAGUGAAACAGGAGAAUUUAGUCACAUCAAGGCCAGUGCCAAGGAUAGCAUCACAGUCAUGAAGUGUUGACCACAAGACAAUGUUCCUGUUGACUCUCUCCACUAAUUCGCAUCAACAUUUUAACAGUAUCUUACAUUCCCUACAAGGGAGUCUGAGAUAAAGUAACAUAUCUGGAGUCAAUACCAUCAAUUUACCUGAACAAACUUGACCCCUACCUGGUUAAUAACUUUGUUAAGAUGCAGUUGUACAGAGCAGAGAUGAACUUGUUUUUUGAAUAGGAAACAGAACAAUAUGGCACAGGAACAGGCCCUUCAGCCCACAGUGGCUGUUCUGACCUUGAUGUCAAUUUAAGCUAAUCCCAUCUGCCCACAGAUGAUCUAAAUCCCUCCAUCUUUACCUGGUCACAUACCUUUCAAAAUGCCUCAUAAAUAUUACUACCACAUCUGCUUCUAUCAUCUCCCUGGCAGCAAGUUCCAAGCACCUAUCACUUUAUGAGUAAGAAUUGUCUCACAAACUUGCCUGUUGUUUGAAUGAUAGCACUAUAUUCUAGAAAUUGCUAACCCUACGGGUUGUGCUGAAGUUUUAUCUACUUAAGCAUUAAUCCAAGCCUUCCCUCCCACAUAGACCUCCAUUUUUUUUUCAUUCAUGUACAGGUGGCCCCAGUUUUUCGAAGGUUUGCUUUACGACAGUUCGCUGUUACAAAAGUCCUACAUUAGUACCCACUUUCACUAACCAAAGAGGAUUUUCGCUUUUACGAAAAAAAGAUGCCUGCUUUAUACGUCUUUACCCUGAGAAAGACUACCAUGACCGUGAAGCCUUGUGCGGGCAGUUGUGUGUGCAUGUGUGUACGUGCCGAUUUUUUUCCUCCGAAUCAAAUUUGGCUCGCUGUCUUCCCAAUUUUGAUAAGUGAAACUACACCGUACGUAAAAUAUUUCUACUCUAUAUAGGCUGUAUAUUUAUCAUAUCAUUCCUGCUUUUACUAUAUGUUAGUGUUAUUUUAGGUUUUAGGUGUUAUUUGGUUUGAUUUGGUAGGUUUUUUUUGGGUCUGGGAACACUCAAAAAUUUCUCUCAUAUAAAUUAAUGGUAAUUGCUUCUUCGCUUUAAGACAUUCCUGCUUACAAACGGUUUCAUAGGAACGCUCUACCUUCAGAUAGCGGGAGAAACCUGUACCUAUCUAAGAGUCUCUGAGAUGUGCCUGCCUUUACCAUUAUCCUUUGGCAGUGCACUCCAUGUAUCUAUCACUAUGUAAAAUAAAAACUACCUUUGACAAUCCCCUAUACUUUCCUCUAAUCACCUUGAAAUUACAUUUCCUUGUAUUAGCCUUUUCCACCGUGGCUGCCCACUUGAUCUAUGCAUCUUAUCGUUUUGUACACCUCUAUAAAAUCACCUUUCCGUAUAACCAUAUAACAAUCACAGCACGGAAACAGGCCAUCUUGGCCCUCCUAGUCCGUGCCGAACCCUUAAUCUCACCUAGUCCCACCUACCCGCACUCAGCCCAUAACCCUCCACUCCUUUCCUGUCCAUAUACCUAUCCAAUUUUACCUUAAAUGGCACAACUGAACUGGCCUCUACUACUUCUACAGGAAGCUCAUUCCACACAGCUAUCACUCUUUGAGUAAAGAAAUACCCCCUCGUGUUUCCCUUAAACUUCUGCCCCCUAACUCUCAAAUCAUGUCCUCUAGUUUGAAUCUCCCCUACUCUCAAUGGAUACAGCCUAUUCACGUCAACUCUAUCUAUCCCUCUCAAAAUUUUAAAUACCUCGAUCAAAUCCCCCCUCAACCUUCUACACUCCAAUGAAUAGAGACCUAACUUGUUCAACCUUUCUCUGUAACUUAAUUGCUGAAACCCAGGUAACAUCCUAGUAAAUCGUCUCUGCACUCUCUCUAAUUUAUUGAUAUCUUUCCUAUAAUUCAGUGACCAGAACUGCACACAAUAUUCCAAAUUUGGCCUUGAACAACUUUAGCAUUACAUCCCAACUUCUGUACUCAAUGCUUUGAUUUAUAAAGGCCAGCGUUCCAAAAGCCCUCUUCACCACCCUAUCUACAUGAGACUCCACUUUCAGGGAACUAUGCACAGUUAUUCCUAGAUCUCUCUGUUCCUCUGCAUUCCUCAAUGCCCUACCAUUUACUCUGUAUGUUCAUUCUCCUUCACUCCAAAGAGAAAAGCCCUAGCUAGUCAAUCUAUCCUCAUAAAACAUGCUCUUCAUUCCAGGAAGCAUUGUAGUAAAUCUGCUCUUUACCCUCUAUUAAGCUUUCAUAUGCUUCCUAGGUUGAGGAGACCAGAACUGAAGACAAUAUUCCAAGUGUGGUCCAACCAGAGUUUAUAGAGCUGCAACAUUAUCUCUUGGUUCUUGAACUCAGGCUACAUCCACACUAGACCGGAUAAUGUUGAAAAUGCCGGUUUCAUGUAAAAAUGAUAGGCGUCCACACCGAGCGUUUUUGAAAAUACCUCCAUCCACAUUAAAAUGGGUAUUUUGACGAAUCUCCUCCUACUGGACAUGCGCAGGAUACGUCUACAGAAAACAAGCAACAUGUUUGGUGUUGAAACUCGAUGUGAAAGUGAGUGUUUGUGCAGUUAACAGACUAGAAAAACUUAAAUGGAAAUUGCCAAAUGACAGACAGCUGUUGGCUCUUGCGCAAGAGGACUUAAAACUAAAAAAAAAUAAAUACUGGCGCGUAUAGAGGGAACCGACAGAGAGUUCACGGACAGUAUGACCUGGCUGACGAGGAACAUUGAAAAACUGACUUUUGCAUUAAUAAAGCACCUUGUUAAAUGUAUAAAA